Molecule: messenger RNA, 880 nt
Organism: Anopheles darlingi
Lineage: Eukaryota; Metazoa; Arthropoda; Insecta; Diptera; Culicidae
Gene: Nubp2
Product: cytosolic Fe-S cluster assembly factor NUBP2 homolog
Exons: 2
Coding region: 101-880 (259 amino acids)
Biological process (GO): iron-sulfur cluster assembly
Cellular component (GO): cytosol
Molecular function (GO): 4 iron, 4 sulfur cluster binding; ATP binding; ATP-dependent FeS chaperone activity
Source: RefSeq, a predicted model, not a curated record
CUUUCAAUGGUUACAACAUUGCACCAUUUGUUUUGUCCGGGAUCGCCGUUCGAAUUUUCAUGUUUUAGUAGUUAAAUUAAGUGUUUUCCAAUCAUUCUCGAUGUUGGACAAAGUGAAACACAUAAUUCUGGUGCUGUCCGGUAAGGGCGGAGUGGGAAAGUCGACCGUGAGCACACAACUAGCGCUAGCGCUCGCGGAAGCAGAUCAGAAGGUCGGACUGCUGGACAUAGACCUUUGCGGGCCCUCGGUUCCGUUCUUGCUUGGAUUGGAAGAUCAUGAUGUGCACCAGUGCGAUGAGGGCUGGGUGCCGGUGUACACGACCGCAGAGAAGAAGCUGGCCGUCAUGUCGAUCGGAUUUCUGCUCAAGAACCGCUCCGAUGCCGUUAUCUGGCGUGGUCCUAAGAAGACGGCAAUGAUUAAGCAGUUUCUCGAGGAUGUCAACUGGGACGAGCUGGACUAUCUGAUCAUCGACACCCCACCGGGCACAUCCGAUGAGCACAUCACCGUGAUGGAGUGUCUGAAGACGGUGAACACGGAUGGAGCGAUCAUCGUGACCACGCCGCAAGAAAUGUCGCUCGAGGACGUCCGGAAGGAGAUCACUUUCUGUAAAAAGACGGGCAUCAAUAUCCUCGGAGUGGUGGAGAACAUGAGCGGGUUCGUGUGUCCAAACUGCUCCGAGUGUACCAACAUAUUCUCCUCCGGUGGAGGCCAGCUGUUGGCCGAACUAGCGAAAGUGCCUCACCUCGGUACGCUACCGAUCGAUCCGAGAGUCGGAGAGCUGGCGGGGACGGGGAAAUCAUGUGUUCGGGAACUACCGGACUGUACGACGACCGAGGUGUUGCAGAAGAUUGUCACUACGCUCACGGCCGGUGGCAAAUAA